UGGAGGGACAGGUGUAAAGAAGUCCUAAGCGCACGUUAACAUGCGGCAGUGAUGUUCGCAGCUUCGUUUUUAACUUACCUGUCCGCCUUCAACCCCGCCGUGUCUGCGAAGAAGACAGGCAUAACCAGUGGCAACAGCCAACAACAAGAGUUUCGUCUUUCUAAAGGGUUUUGAGGCUGCGAGAAAGACAAGUUUGCGAUGAACAUGGAUACUGAUUCUGUACAUGAAGCUAAAGUUUCUCUUGAAGAUGUUGGAACUUGUGAUCUGGACGUCGAGUCAAUUAAAACUGACUUAGUUGUAGAGGCAUCUUCUAAUGGAGACAAGAGUAGAGAAUUAGAAACUGCGGGUGUGAUUCUGACAGGAGUUGAAUUAGAUUUGGCUUGUGUUGCAGAGAAGUUGGUUAACUUAAGCGUGCUUAUGAUGCAUGUUGCAACCAAGGAAACUGAUUUUGAAGCCUUUGCCUCAUCUAACGAUAUAUUGGCUGAUUCAGUGGAGAAGGCUUUGGAAUUUGAUUUCUUGUCUGAGAUUUUGGAUGCUGAGACAAUGGAACUGGAUAAGUUAAUGAUGAAUAUAGAAAAAUAUAUUUUUGAGGUUGGAGAAAUAAUAUCAUCAAAUGGACCAGGGGAAACUUUCAUGGCACUGGAAGAAAAGUUGCGUGAUUCUCAAGAUUCAUUGAAGCAGUCAAAAGAUCAAGUCUCAGAGAUUAGGGCACAAUCUGCCAAGUUCCAGAGGACAUUUUCGUGUCUGCAUGGGGAAGAAAAUUGGAGUGCUGACAAGGGAUCAAACUUCUUAGAAGACAACCAACUGUCAAGCAUGAAUUCAAAGAUCAACAUGCAAACUGCAGAACAACAAAGGCAUUUCUUGAGGAUGCUGGAGAAGUCUUUGGCAAGAGAGAUGGACCUUGAAAAGAAGCUAACCGAAUCAAGACAACUAGAAGAAGAGCUAAAAGAUAGAGUACUCUCUAUCCAGCAACAAGUAUUCUUCAUAGAGGAAGAAACAAUGGAUGUUUAUAAAAAAUGGUUUGAAACAGAAAAUGCUGCUGAGGUUUUGAUGGGGAUAUCAAAAGAACUACUGGGACGACUCCAAAUAUUCCAGUUAAAUUUGAAUGGUUCCGUGAAGAGAGAAGCUGAGUUAAGAUCAAAGCUUGAAAAUUCUAUUGAGCAGUUGGAAGCUAAAGAAAUUGCUUUGCAGAAGUUCGAUAGCAGCAGUACACAACUCAGUCUGCUUGUAGCAAAGACUGAUAACUUAAAAGCCAGCUUGUCAGAAGCUGAAAAUAAUUUAGGCCUUGCUAACACCGAGGCCUUAACUUUGAGGGAGAAAGUGACUUCACUUGAGAAGCAGCUGAUAGAAUCUGAAUUUCAGCUGUCUGAAAAGGUCUCUGCGGAUGGAACUCAGGAACAGCAUAAUGCAUAUUUAUGUUCUGAAAUCAAAGAAAUGAAGAAUGUAACUGAUACUGUGAAAGAAAAACUAUCUAAAGCAGAAAGUAGGGCAGACAAUGCAGAAGCCAAGUUAAAGUUAUUGGAAGAGACUAACAUGAAACUUGAUGAGGAGUUGGGCCAUCUUAAAGACACUUCUGAGAAGGUUGAUUCCUUGGAGAGACAGCUGAGGGAAUCUGAUUUUAGGCUCCAGCAUGCGGUGGCAUCUGCAGAAGCCAGUCAGGAGAAGCAAAAUAUGCUGUAUGCUACAAUUAGAGAUAUGGAAAAUUUAAUUGAGGGCUUGAAGUCAAAAGUUUCAAAAGCUGAAAGCCGAGCAGACAGUGUGGAGGAUAAGUGCAUCAUAUUAUCUGAAACUAAUUCAGAUCUAAAUGAAGAAUUGAGCUUCUUGAGGGGCCGACUUGAGUGCUUGGAGGCAUCUUUGAAUCAAGCCGAAGAAAAAAAAAUGGCAACUGCAAAAGACAUCUGCAUUCGAUCUAAAGUGAUAACAGAUUUGGUGAUGCAGCUUGCUAUUGAAAGGGAACGCCUUCAUAAACAGAUAGCAUCACUAGCACUGCAGAACCAAACUCUGGUGAUGAAGUUACAGCAGACAAGUAAAGAUGCUGUAGACACCAAGUAUCAUAACAAAGGAAGUGAUGAAAAGUUUUUGUUUACUGAGCAUGACGUAUCCAAAUUCUCAGCUACUAUUUCUGAGCUGGACAAGGCCCAGAAAAAUGAACCUGUUAGUGAAACUAAGGUGGCACCAGCAGAUUCCACAUCUGAACUUGAGACCGCGAGAAGAAUAGAUGCAGGACUCAGCUUUAAGCAUGCUAUCAUGGCAAUGCUUAUAUUACUCAUUUCAGCAAUAGUUUACGUUUUUCCACCACAAAAGCUACCGUUAUGAUGAGAGCUAUAUUCUUGUGCUAGAAGCCUAAAAGAGCAGCAUUAGGUAUACACUUUUCAGACAGAUCAAGAAUGACCUUGAAGAGCUUGUUUUUCUUACUUGUUUUUCUGUAACAAAACGAAUCAGGAGGAAAAUUUUGGAAACGAUAAAGAGUUCUGUUAUGUCCAAUCUCAUUUAAGAUCGAA
Molecule: messenger RNA, 2501 nt
Organism: Populus nigra (black poplar)
Lineage: Eukaryota; Viridiplantae; Streptophyta; Magnoliopsida; Malpighiales; Salicaceae
Product: WPP domain-interacting tail-anchored protein 1
Exons: 6
Coding region: 199-2316 (705 amino acids)
Source: RefSeq, a predicted model, not a curated record